Messenger RNA from Paramacrobiotus metropolitanus, 1417 nucleotides. RefSeq names its product calumenin-B-like. Gene Ontology annotation, molecular function: calcium ion binding. The transcript has 5 exons. The record is from RefSeq and is a predicted model, not a curated record. The coding region runs from base 183 to 1169 and encodes 328 amino acids. NCBI's taxonomy places the organism in Eukaryota, Metazoa, Tardigrada, Eutardigrada, Parachela, Macrobiotidae. Gene Ontology annotation, cellular component: endoplasmic reticulum.
UUUGCUGUUUUUGCCUUUCCGUGGGCUUGCAUCUGCAGCCUUGCUACUUGUAUUGUUAAUUUUCCUGUAAACUUUGCCAGCGCAUCUACUGGUAUUUUAUGACAUCUCUCAUGACGACAUAGUCUUUUAUAUCUUCGGCUUUUAGAUUUUUUAACACGGACCCCGAAUCGAGAUUCCUCGGAAUGAGUGUCAGAAUGAAGCCCUAUCUAGUCGCCUGCAUCGUGCUCUUCCUCAUUAUCAAUGUGAUAUUUGUCUCCAUCGCUUUGGAACAUGUUUCCCAUGGUGCCUUUAGUCCCGGUGAUAAACACACCGAAAACGAAGCCGAGUAUCACCACGAAGCCAUAAUGGGUAACGAGCAGCGUCAUCAGGAAUAUCAUCAGCAAUCGCCCGAAGAAUCUCGCGCCAAACUCCUCGACCUUGCCACGGCGCACGAUCUCGAUUACGAUGGAAAAAUCUCUCUGGACGAACUGCAACAGUGGAUUUUCCAAUCCUUUCAGGAUUUAAACGCUGAGGACGCCCAAAAUAAGUUUCAAGAUUUGGAUACGGAUGAGGAUGGAUUUGUUACAUGGAAAGAGCAUUUGAAGGACACAUGGGGCGUAACGGAUGAUCAGGAUAUCGAGAAUAACGAGGAUUAUAAGGAGGAAAUUGCGAUGAUCAAGGAAGAAGAGCUGCUGUUUAAAGCUGCCGAUCGUGAUGAGGAUGGAAAAUUAUCCCAGGAGGAAUUCCAGGCAUUUGAACGACCGGAACAAUAUGACUAUAUGCAGCCAUUAGUUAUUAAGCGCACUAAGGAAGCCAGAGAUCGGAAUGGUGACGGCUAUAUCGAUUUCCACGAGUACAUCGUGGAUAUUAUUCCGAAUUACAAAAAAACCAUGAGUUCCGAAGAAAGAGAAACCUAUUCCACGGAAAAAGAACGCUUCGAUCUGUAUUUCGAUGCGGACAAAGACGGCCGACUGGAUGAUAUGGAGAUCUUCCGGUGGCUGAUCCCGGAUGACAACGCCACGGCCAUGUCGGAAGCCGAGCACAUAAUGGAGAAGAGCGACACGAACCGUGACGGUGUCCUCUCCCCGGAUGAAAUCCAAGAGCACUAUCAGGUCUUUGUCGGAUCGGAAGUGACGGAUUACGGUCACGCUAUCAAUGAUCCCCGGUAUGAAUCCCAUGACGAACUGUAGAAUCUCAAUGCGUACGGUGUGGUAAUUUAUUUUGCACAGUCUGAAUCCUGUUUCUCCUACCAAAGUGUGAAUUGUUGUUGGUUUAAUGGUUCCUGGUUGGUUUCGUUCUGGAUCGGGUGCCCGAUUGGUUGGUAGUUGUUGUUCGAUUGUUUUCGGUCUGGCGGAAUUGUUGUUGUGUUGUCGUUAUCGGAAGAAAACUGGUGUAAUAAUUUGGCAUAGGCCAUAGAGUGAGUGUGAUUAAAGAAACA